AUGGAUUAUUACAAAGAAAAUAGGGAGAAAAAGUUAGAAUCAAGAAAAUCCAUGACCGAUACCCCAACAACACCACUACUUGACAACUCUUAUCAAAACCACAACCGCCACUUCUAUUUUAACCGCUUUAAUUCAUUUCCCAAUUCCGCCGUUGAAAUGACCACAACUAUUCCUCCUAAGCAUCUUCGUUCAGUGUUCCUUGGUGUUGAUGUUGGUACUGGUAGUGCUCGUGCAGGUCUCUUUAAUGAGGAGGGGAAGCUUCUAGGUUCUGCCAGUAGCCCAAUACAGAUAUGGAAAGACGGUGACUGUGUUGAGCAAUCCUCGACUGAUAUUUGGCUAGCAAUCUGCACUGCGGUAAAAACAGCAUGUUCCCUCGGAAAUGUUUCCAAGGAAGAAGUUAAGGGACUGGGGUUUGCUGCUACUUGUUCUCUUGUUGCUGUUGAUUCUGAGGGUGAACCUGUCACGGUUUCCUGGAGUGGUGAUACUAGAAGGAACAUCAUAGUGUGGAUGGACCAUAGGGCUGUAAAACAAGCUGAGAGGAUCAAUGCCUCUAACUCACCUGUAUUGCAGUACUGUGGUGGAGGCGUUUCCCCCGAGAUGGAGCCACCAAAGCUCUUGUGGGUGAAGGAAAAUCUCCAAGAAUCCUGGUCAAUGGCAUUUAGGUGGAUGGAUCUAAGUGAUUGGUUAACAUACAAAGCAACAGGAGAUGACACAAGGAGUCUAUGCACCACCGUCUGCAAAUGGACAUAUCUAGGUCACGCGCACAUGCAGCAGAUAAAUGAGAGAGAUUCCCGUGAUAUGGAAGCUUGUGGAUGGGAUGAUGAAUUCUGGGAGGAGAUUGGUUUAGGUGAUCUUGUUGAUGGACAUCAUGCUAAGAUAGGCCGAAGUGUAGCAUUCCCUGGUCAUGCAUUGGGUUCGGGUUUAACACUGGAUGCUGCAAAGGAAUUGGGCUUGAUGGCGGGGACACCUGUAGGUACUGCACUGAUAGAUGCUCAUGCUGGUGGUGUCGGUGUAAUGGAAAGUGUGCCUGCAUCAGAUUCUGAAUCUAUAGUUGAUGAGGAUGCUAUAAGUAGGCGUAUGGUGCUCGUAUGUGGUACUUCCACAUGUCACAUGGCUGUAUCCAGGACAAAGUUAUUCAUACCUGGAGUUUGGGGACCUUUCUGGUCAGCAAUGGUGCCUGAGUACUGGCUCACUGAAGGAGGACAGAGUGCCACUGGUGCAUUGCUAGACUAUAUUAUUGAAAAUCACGUUGCAUCCCCACAUCUUGCAAAUCGUGCUGCAUCUCGAAGAAUCUCAAUAUUUGACUUGUUGAAUGAGAUAUUGGAAUCAAUGAAGCAAGAUGAGGGAUCACAAUUUAUAUCUGCAUUGACUAAGGAUUUGCAUAUCCUCCCAGAUUUUCAUGGUAACAGGUCCCCAAUUGCAGACCCGAAGUCAAAAGGGAUGAUUUCUGGUUUAACACUUGACACUAGUGAAAAGCAGCUGGCACUUCUCUACCUUGCGACAGUACAGGGCAUUGCAUAUGGAACCCGCCAUAUAGUAGAGCACUGCAAUGCUAAUGGACACAACAUUGACACCCUACUUGCCUGUGGUGGACUUGCAAAGAAUCGACUAUUUGUUCAAGAACAUGCGGAUAUUAUUGGUUACCCUAUCAUUCUUCCACGCGAAAAUGAAUCUGUGCUAUUGGGCGCUUCUAUUCUUGGUGCUGUUGCUUCAAAGAAAUAUCCUACUGUUCGUGAGGCCAUGAAAGCAAUGAAUGCUGCUGGUCAGGUUGUGUAUCCAUCUAAAGACCCAAAAGUGAAGAAGUACCACGAUGCCAAAUACAGCAUCUUCCGCGAGCUUUAUGAGCAGCAACAGAAGCAUCGUUCACUUAUGACCGAGGCUUUGUCAUGAGAUUCUUUCUCUUGUAUUUCUUUGACCUUUAUUUGAUGUAUAAAAGGCAUUUGAAGAUGUAUCACUAAUUCAGCAAUUAUCAAGUGUACAGUUUUUUUUUUUU
Molecule: messenger RNA, 1993 nt
Organism: Nicotiana tabacum (common tobacco)
Lineage: Eukaryota; Viridiplantae; Streptophyta; Magnoliopsida; Solanales; Solanaceae
Biological process (GO): pentose metabolic process; carbohydrate phosphorylation
Cellular component (GO): cytoplasm
Molecular function (GO): D-ribulokinase activity
Source: RefSeq, a predicted model, not a curated record